AUGGAGGUCGCCUCCGCUGCUGCUGAGCCGCAGCUAAGUGUGUCUUCCAUCGCUCGCAGACGCAGUGCUGACCGGGACGAUGCCCUAAGUCUGCUGGACCCGGCCGUCCGGCUGCCGACGUCCACCUCCUCGAUGGCUUCUGCCCUUUCCCAGCGCAGUCUUCGCAGCGCCUCCCAUCCGUCGGCCGCCGUAGCUGGCGACAACCCCGGCGCCGCUCCUACUGCGUCGUCUUCCUACACAGGCAAAGGUAAUAAUGGGGACGCGCUUCUUCGCCAAAAGCCCGGCAACCCGCCGACGAGGGUGCCGUCUUCGUUCGCCGCUAGCGUCGAUACGCGUGCCUCCGAAGCGAGUAGUCACAGUACGCGCGGCACGUCGGGCAGCAGCCGGCGAGACAACCUGGACCCCGCUGCACCGCAGUCGCGAGCUGCCACAGAGCCGCCGCACACGUACCCGGGGCGUUUUUUCGCGAACCUUCCGUGGAUACCACCGCCCCCAAUCUACGGCACACCGCUACCGGACAGCAGCAACAUGAACCGCCACUAUGCCCACUACUACGACCCGACUGGGGCAACGUCGCGAGCUCCCUUCUGCUACCCGGGUGAUGUGCCGCUGCGUGCGCAAGGGCACCGCAGCGACGUGUCCGGUGCGGAGUGGCCAACGCCGAGUGAUUUGCCUCUUCCUUCCAUGUUUCCAAUGCCGCCGCGCGUGCUGCCAGCGGUGUCUGCGUCAGCAGCUGAGGCUGCAGCACGAGGCAUGGUGGCGGCGCCGCAGGGGUGGGCCAUACCACCACCGUUUCUAUACCCCCCGCCACCUCCGCCGCCGUGGUGGUUUUAUGGUUCACCCCCAGCUCCUCUCCCUGCGUCCUCGUCCGGCUCUUCUGCGAGCAGCACUGGAAGCAGCAGACAUGCGUCAUCGUCGUCACGUGCGUCGGCAAGAUCAGCCGCGCAGCCUUCACGGCAUCCGCCAGCAGAUGCUGCGCGUCUGUAUGCAGAAGCAGCAGCUCCGUCGCGGCACGCUGUGGCGGUUCCCGCAGGUUCUGUGGAGACACCAGUCGCCGUCGCAUCGCGAGGUGACGCAGGUGGUUGUCACGCCGCAAAACAACGCUCCGUUGCCUCGUCGGGCUUUCGCUACGCUGCGAGACACACUGUCGGCACCGGUAGAGCGGCACGGCGGUCGCUGGAGUCGUUCUCCGCAUCGUCAGCCGCCACCUCCUCUAGGAGCGCCAGAACUACAAGAGCGCACUCUGAUCCACCGCAAGGGGUAGAGCGUCGCGUUUAUGCGUCGAGCGGCAGCGGGAGCAGUGACACACCACGAGGUGCGAAGGGCAAGACAGUGCAAGUUGCACCCCGGCGCACGAACGCGGCGCACUGUGUUGAACCUAAUCAGCUUCAAGUAUACGGCGAAGAUGCCGUGCGAGAGAGAGCUUACAACAGCGUGACCACUCGCAUGAAGCACGCCGUGAGUGCCGCCGAAGCGUAUUUGGAGAAAAUGGAGCACCUUUACCGCCAGUUGCGGAGCCGCUACGAGGAGGUGGCCAUGUCUCCAGGAAGGGUGACGAGGUACGGGGCCGGCAUCACCGCAGACGAGGAGGUCGAGGAGAAGCGGCACCGACGCACUGCGCCCGCGGCAACGACUAGGGCGACAGGAGGUUCGCAGGAGAAGGGGCUGCUGCAUCCGCCAGAGCGAGCGUUUUCGCCGCAGACUCACGUGCAACCAACCGUACCCUUGUCACAUGCCAAGCGACCUGUGUCCCCUGCACGGUCAGCUGCACAACCGUCGGCUGUCGAGCCGUCGCUGCCGCUGUCGUCGUCAUCGUCCGAGACCUCCGCUACGUCCCUGAGGCGCGAGCUGCACCUCUUAGAGUCACAGUGGCAGCGGCUGGAGGAGCUAAAACGGCACGGAGGCGGUGGCACGACGCCAGCCGUCGCACCGACCACUGCGCCAUUGCCAUCAACGGCAACCGCGACAGUCGGCGACGAUCUUUUCACAAGUCGCCGUUUCUUGCAGCUGAUAAAGGAUCGCAAGCACCUGCUGAUGUCGGCAGCGUAG
Molecule: messenger RNA, 2049 nt
Organism: Leishmania mexicana MHOM/GT/2001/U1103
Lineage: Eukaryota; Euglenozoa; Kinetoplastea; Trypanosomatida; Trypanosomatidae
Exons: 1
Coding region: 1-2049 (682 amino acids)
Source: RefSeq, a predicted model, not a curated record